Molecule: messenger RNA, 1307 nt
Organism: Oryzias melastigma (Indian medaka)
Lineage: Eukaryota; Metazoa; Chordata; Actinopteri; Beloniformes; Adrianichthyidae
Gene: limd1b
Product: LIM domains containing 1b
Exons: 8
Coding region: 539-1078 (179 amino acids)
Biological process (GO): positive regulation of miRNA-mediated gene silencing; regulation of DNA-templated transcription; negative regulation of hippo signaling
Cellular component (GO): P-body; nucleus; adherens junction
Molecular function (GO): transcription corepressor activity
Source: RefSeq, a predicted model, not a curated record
AGUUUGAUGGGAAGGAUAUUCCUGUUGUCUCUGACUGGAAUCUGAAAACGUUACACAUUCAAGUUUAUGCAAAUAAGGGCGCAUACAUUAGAAUGUCCUGCAGCAACAGUGAAUGGAGUCAAUAGUUUCUCUGUCCCCAAAAAAGGUGGAAUGAAGACACUAAACCGGAUAGAACUUACAAAGCAUUUCUUGUUUUUAAGAAAGUAGGAAGUAGAAAUGAGUGGAAAGAGUCGAAGAUGGAGCAUUUUAAAUUGGAUUUCAUGCACAGAAAAAUGUAAAAACUUAAAUGUGAAAUCACUUUGUUCUCAAAAAGGUUCAAUUUGAUGUGAGGAAGCUGAGUUUGUCCAUUGGAUCCACCCUUUGCCAGUUCGCCAGUAGAGCAGCAGAUUGCAGAGCCACCAUGGAGGAGUCAGGAGGUCUGCAGCCUCGCUGCCCUCAGAGCAGCAGCACUCGGCUCCCCUUACAGCUGUCUGCACAAAAUUAGACCCUGACGCAGUCUGCUGUCUGCUCCGGAGAGGUCCAGACGAUCCUGGAGGAGAUGGAUCCGGAUCAGGAAGGCCGGUCCGGGCUCUGCUUUGGAAGCUGUUCACGCUGCAGGGAGGCGGUGAACACGGCAGAAGGAGCCUGUCGGGCGAUGGGACGGGUGUUCCACGUCAGGUGCUUCACCUGCAGCGUCUGCAACAAACAGCUCAGAGGAAAACCCUUUUUUACCGUCUCAAACCGAAUUUAUUGUGAAGAGGAUUUUUUGUUCUCUGGGGUCCAUCCGCCUCUGGAGCUCUGCAGCACCUGUGGACGCUCAGUCACUGACUUGGUCCUGCAGGCUUGUGGGAGGUCGUACCACCCGUCCUGCUUCCGCUGCGUCGUCUGCAGCCAGGAGCUGCAGGGUCAGCCGUUUGCCGCCGACUCCAGCUCCAGGGUGUACUGUAUCGAUGACUAUCACAGGGUCCAGGCUCCUCGCUGCGCCGCCUGCCAUUCAUCCAUCGUCCCCACAGAGGGGUCCACAGAGUCCAUCCGAGUGGCUUCAUCCAACCAAUACUUCCAUGUAGAAUGCUACGCUGGAGAGGUCAACCUCAUUUAAGGAUCGAAUGUUUAUCAGAAUAAAUGAACUGAAUAUCAGGUUUGAUCUUUUUACUUCAUUUCAGUUUGUUAUGAGAGAAAAAGGGUAAGAAGCAGGUAAGAAAUCAGGUGUUAUCCCACAUGGUCUUCUGAAUAUACCCGUCCUAUCUGUGCCCAAACAUCUCGAUCUGGACCAGAUGAAACAAUACUCUCCUUUAGCCCUUUAACUACCCAAAAAAAGAAAAAAAAAA